This is a messenger RNA of Neoarius graeffei (lesser salmon catfish), 1149 nucleotides long. RefSeq lists its product as uncharacterized. Bases 1 to 1149 code for a protein of 382 amino acids. Lineage: Eukaryota; Metazoa; Chordata; Actinopteri; Siluriformes; Ariidae. Gene Ontology annotation, cellular component: extracellular region. Gene Ontology annotation, molecular function: cysteine-type endopeptidase inhibitor activity. The transcript is spliced from 7 exons. Gene Ontology annotation, biological process: negative regulation of endopeptidase activity. The record is from RefSeq and is a predicted model, not a curated record.
AUGGAACGAAUAAUUUGGUUAUUUGUAAUGGUGCAUUUUUGGACUGUCAUGGCUACUCAUCUGUCGCCUGUUCCCUGUGAUGAUAAAAGUGUGAUGAAACUCGCCCGGCUUGCUGUAAAUUACAUUAACGAGGAUAGACAAGAAGGAUACAAAUUUGCCCUCAACAGAGUUUACAAUGUGCAUGUUCAUCCUCAGGGUCCAGCUGGAAAGGUUUACUAUCUAGACUUGGACAUCCUGGAGACCAAAUGUCAUGUCCUCAGCCGAAAAUCAUGGAAGCGCUGUGAUAUAAGGCCCUUCAUGGAAACGCAAAUCUCUGGGAACUGCAACACUACCAUACUCCACACAACAGACGGCCUUUCCUACCUCUACAGUUAUGACUGCAGCCUUGUACCAGACACCCCUGAAAAGUUACAGCAGACAUGUCCAGACUGCCCCCUACUGUUGCCCGUGGUUAGUGACACAGCCGUGUCCAGUGCUAAGGUCACACUUCGCAGCUUCAAUGGUCAGAGCACUCUGCCUGUACAGCUCACAUUGGCAUCUAUAACCAGAGCCUCCCACCAGGUCUCUCCAGUUGUAGCCAGUUUUGUUGAGUAUACUGUGCAGGAGUGCUCUGUGCCACCAGUGGAUGAAGCGUUGUGUGUGCCAGCAGAUGCAGGGAAAGGGCCCAUUGGUUUCUGUGGCGGGGCGGUUUUUGGCGCUGAAGCUACCCCAACCGAUGUUAAGGUGUCCUGUGAAAUAUUCCACCCUCAGCGCUCUUGGAAUUCUGUAGGCAAUGAUGCCGGUACACAACAGGCAGAAGAGCCCAGCCCUCGGCCGGAAGUGCCAGUCCGUCCUCCAGUUCUUAAUACCCCUGUCCCCACAUUUCAUGACACAAGUCCAGGAGUUCUGCUAGACCCUGUGCAGCAACUCCUUCCACACAGCCCUGCUCCUUAUCAAACAUCCAGUGACUCCAGUGAGUCUUCUUCAUCAGAGGAGAUUGCUGGUUCAGUUAGAAUCAUCAGGCCUCCACUGAACUUCCGCUAUGUGCCUUCACGCCAGAGGAGAGAAGCAUCUGUGGUAACAAUUAGUCCUACUUUCCUGGCCGUGUUCCCCAGCAUACCGUCCCCUUUCCGUUCCUGCCCUGGAGCAUCUCGCUAUACCACUGUAUAA